Molecule: messenger RNA, 641 nt
Organism: Amphibalanus amphitrite
Lineage: Eukaryota; Metazoa; Arthropoda; Thecostraca; Balanomorpha; Balanidae
Product: 60S acidic ribosomal protein P1-like
Exons: 2
Coding region: 261-587 (108 amino acids)
Biological process (GO): translational elongation; cytoplasmic translation
Cellular component (GO): cytosolic large ribosomal subunit; ribosome
Molecular function (GO): ribonucleoprotein complex binding; protein kinase activator activity; structural constituent of ribosome
Source: RefSeq, a predicted model, not a curated record
GUGUUUCUUUGACUUCCGCAUCAAAUCGGCAGUUUUAUGAAAAACUGUUAUGCAGUGGAAAAAUUCAAAUAUUUCCGCUGAAAAUUUUAUUUUUUAAUAUCCAUUUCUCUUAUGAAAAUCAUACUCAAAAUAUAUUUUUAUUGUUUAUACUACAACAGCGCCGCAUACUUCCUUCUUGCUUGGCUGCUUUUGAGGUGUAGUGUCCUCGCAAGGGCUAAGGUCAUUUUUGACGACCUACACCGAAAUAAAACGCAAUAAUCAUGUCGACUAAGGACGAGGCUUCAUGCGUCUACGCUUCCCUGAUCCUGGCCGACGAUGACAUCGCUGUCACGUCUGAGAAGAUCCAGACUCUGCUGAAGGCGGCCGGCGUCACCGUGGAGCCCUACUGGCCGGGCCUGUUCGCCAAGGCUCUGGAGUCGGCCGACAUCAAGUCGCUGCUGAGCAACGUGGGCUCGUCUGUGGGCGCCGCGCCGGCGGCCGCCGCCGCUCCUGCCGCCGCCGCCGCCGAGCCGGCCAAGGAGGAGAAGAAGAAGGAGGAGGAGCCCGAGGAGUCGGACGACGACAUGGGCUUCGGUCUCUUCGACUAAGCGGCCACUACCAUCUUCAUCAUUGUUUUAAUACACAAAACCAAUGACGAAGAA